Messenger RNA from Neltuma alba, 854 nucleotides. Its product is annotated as transcription factor MYB1-like. The record is from RefSeq and is a predicted model, not a curated record. NCBI's taxonomy places the organism in Eukaryota, Viridiplantae, Streptophyta, Magnoliopsida, Fabales, Fabaceae. The transcript has 3 exons. Bases 1 to 774 code for a protein of 257 amino acids.
AUGGAGACAUCCUCCUCGGGACUGAGAACUGGCAAGUGGUGUAAAGAAGAAGAUGAUCUUCUCAAGGCCUGUGUUCUUAAGUAUGGUGAAGGAAAAUGGCACCUUAUUCCUCAGAGAUCAGGCUUGAAAAGAUGCAGAAAAAGCUGUAGGCUGAGGUGGUUAAACUAUCUGAAACCGGACAUCAAGUGGGGAGACUUCUCUGAGGAUGAAAUUGAUAUGAUGAUCAGGCUUCACAGACUCCUGGGAAACAGAUGGUCACUGAUAGCUGGAAGGCUUCCUGGAAGAACACCAAACGGUGUGAAAAACUACUGGAACACCCAUAUGAGUGAGAAGGGACGAGUUAUUUCAUCUCAGGGGAGAGAGGUGGAAGAAAAAGCACAGGAAACAACCAUGAGAAGCCGUACACCAACAGCAAUAAAACCUCAAGGUUUCAGGUUAUCGCCAUCAAGAAGCUCAUCGUCUUGGUGGAGAAAUAAGAAUCCAGAUGGUGGUGAAGUUAGCGAAGACAAAAGUGCAAGCAGUAGUAGUGGGCCAGAUGAAGAGCAAAACCAGAAGCAGGUAGAUGAGGAGUCGGUGGAGUGGUGGAAAUGCUUGCUUCUUGAUGAUAACGACAUUGAGAACGAAGGUCAAGAGAAAAUUGGCUCAUCAUUAUCAACAUCAUCAUCAACGUCAUCCACGGAGCAAGAUGGCAAGUCUGAUCAAUUCUGGGACCAGCAACUUACUUGGACUGAUGACUUUCCUCUAAUCACCACUCUCCCGGAUUUUCUAGCCUAAAUUAUUUCCAUUACUUACUGUUGUGGGAAAUAAAUAUUUGUAUGUUCUCUUCAUCAAUGAUAAGUCUCAUUGCAUAUCCA